AUGACGACGACGACGACACCAAUAAUGAUACGGAGGACGACGGCGGCGGCGGCCACGACGACGGUGUGCCUAGGCCUGCUGCUGCUUCUACUACUGGCGGCGUCGACAGCGACGGCGCAUUUCACGGUCGGCGAGGUGGACGAGUACUUGACCAAGCGCACGCAGGAGUCCCGCCGCAGGAACCACGGCGGCGUCGGGAUCAACGACCUCAUCUCCGGUGCGGCGCGCUUCCACGCCAGCGUGGAUGCACGCGCGUAUGGCCGCCGCUCCGGCCUGCAGGUGCAGGAGGAGGCAGCAGCAACAGCUUCUACCGCGGUCGCGGGGGCGGGGCGUGUAACGAAAGCAGAAGCACAAGAGGCUUCAGCUGAAGGUGGCGAUUAA
Molecule: messenger RNA, 381 nt
Organism: Miscanthus lutarioriparius
Lineage: Eukaryota; Viridiplantae; Streptophyta; Magnoliopsida; Poales; Poaceae
Source: the annotation of a GenBank genome assembly